UACCAAGGUCAUCAGCCCAGACGGCGGGCCCACCUAGAGCAAACAGCAAUCUGGGUGCCGCACUCGUCGAGUCUUCUCUCCCAUCUCUCUCGCCUGGGGCGGCUCAUUCGUUCUUGUUGAGUGGCUCGACGCGCGAAUUGUCCUGCUGGGUUCUCAUGCGCCAUCGCCGAAUCGCAUUUGCCAUCACAACUAUUGCUACCGGCCGACGCUGCCCUGGAUGAUGUGGAGGAUUGCGACAAUAGCCCAGUAACGCAUCUUGGGGGGGCCAUUCAUUCGUUCAGCCCAUUCGCGCACGAUACGGCGAUACCCAGUCGCUCGCAAACCAAACCCACCACUCUACUCUAAACAUCGAGCCUUUCUUUCUCCUGCUCCUCACGCCAUUGCCUCGCACUUUACUCGGUCCGACGGCCAAGGGAACACAAGCAAUAACAUAUUGAUAUUCGUCCCACCGACCCGUCCUGCCGCCGCUCCUGAGACUCUGCUGCUCUCCCUCGCCCCGCGUCGCCUAGUCGACGGUUGUUACUGCUGGGCGUUUUCUGCUCAACCGUCAACAUGCUUCGACCGGCGACGCCCUUGACCGUGCUGCUUGGAAUUGCCUUUGCUUUGCUGCUCCUAUCCGUCUUGUCGGCCCCCAUCAUCUCGGCCAUCCCCCUCGGCAGUUCUCAGGAUGUCCAGUUUGGCGUCUUUGGCUUUUGCCGGCCCUCGGGCUGCAGCAGCGUCGGCAUUGGCUAUGACAUUGCGAGCGUCCUCACCGACACGAAGAGCUCGUCGUUUGAUCUGCCCAGUGGCGUUCGCCAUACGCUCUCUUCAAUCCUGAUACUUCACCCCGUCGCCGCCUUUCUCACCCUCGUCAUGCUUCUGAUGGCCGUUGCUGCCCACUUCCGCGCUGCUUCGCACUCGUCAAGGUAUCUGCUGUUCUUCCUCGUCUUCAACCUCGUCACGUUGCUCGUGUGUGUGGCUGCUUUCGUCAUCGACGUCCUACUCUUCAUACCUCACAUGGCAUGGGGCACCUACAUUGUUUUGGCUGCCACUGUUCUCGUUUUCUUGAGUCUUCUGGUCUCUUGCGCCAUGCGACGCACUCUGGUUAGCAGGAAAGACCGAAAGCGGAGAAUUGCAGAGAAUGCCGAGAUGAGCGGAGAGAACUACUACAACCGAGAGAAUCAGGCGCCGAAAUCUACCUUUACCAUGACGACCCAGCCUACCAUGCCAGUUGUGAGUGGUGGCAACGGCACACAAGACAUCCUGCCUACGUUCGCUACGUACGAGACUCCAAGAGAUGACCAAGUCAGCGACGAGCGCAUCCCUCUAACACAGCGAACCACAUCCGAAAGAUCGCCCCAUGGAAGGCAGCCCGCGCCCGCCGACAUGGCUGCCGUUGCGGGCAGCGAGAUUGGCAGUGCUUACAGCGGACCGCAGAGGUCCGCAUCCCAGGACUCGUAUGGCAACUACGGCAACGUGCCACCCAACGCCUACGGACAAGCCGGCCAGCCGUACGAUGGUCGCUCGAAUCGAGUCCCCAUCAGGAGAGAGACGGACCCCGUCAAUGGCUAUGGCGCUGGCGGCCGUGGCGGCUAUGGAGCCCCCAUGAGAGGACGGGGCGGCUAUGGCCCUCCCGGCCGGGGUGGAUACGGCCCGCGAGGCGGUGGACGUGGAGGAUACGGACCGCCAUCUCGCGCAGGCUACAAUGGCUCAUACUACCACAUGCCCAGGGGCGGAGGACGUGGCCCUUCGCCGAUGAACAACCCUAAUGAUGGCGUGGCCGGGCAAUACAACAGAAUGCCGUCGCCAUCGCAGCAAGGCUAUGCUGGAGCACCGCAGCAGCCGCUACAGGCAGACGUCCCCCUAAACCCGGCUCCGUCCGGCGCCGGCAACACAUACGUCCCUUACCGCCCGAAUAUCGAUCUGCCAAGGGCUGAGUCCCCCCCACCACUGCCGGAACCUACCGAAUCUGCCGUCUCGUCGGUACCAAACGCCAUUGAGAUGGAUGCGACGCCGGCUGCCGCGGCAAGCAGCAACAAUGGCCAGUUCGGCAACCUCAGAGAUAGCGACACAGACGUUGCCGGAAUGGUGGACCUCCAACAGGGCCAGCAGCCCUUAUCCACGCAGAGAGACACGUUCGCCAGCGAUGGGAGCAGGUACUCUCAAGAUGAGCAAUUUGCCCCCUCUCGUGCCCAGUGGAACCAAGAGGCUGGGAGAGACUCACCUCGGGUACCCGUAGCAAACUCGUCGCGCGGACCUACCCCGAAUAUGUCUGGCAUGACUGCGCCAGUGGUUGAUGCCAAGGGCAAGGGCGACUACUACGAAGACGUCGACCCUCGUUUUGACCAAACAGUUUAUACACCCCCGCGUCGCCAGACUCCUCCGCCGCCGCUGCAGCUAAACACGGUCGACUACGAAGAUAUACGAGUUCCCGCCAGCGGCACUCGCAGCCCCGCCGAAUCGGAACACUCCAACUUUACCUCCAUCUCGCAACGUGGGAUCAACCCACAAUGGAGCCCGCAACCCCCAGUGCCCCAACGCCGACCAGUACAACAGCGCCAUGACAUGAUCCUGGACAAUCCCGAUUUCAAGCUCCCGGGAGGUCGAGCGACGGCAGCGGGGAAGCGCAGAGGACCAGGGAUGAUGCCGUAG
This is a messenger RNA of Trichoderma reesei QM6a, 2631 nucleotides long. RefSeq lists its product as uncharacterized. NCBI's taxonomy places the organism in Eukaryota, Fungi, Ascomycota, Sordariomycetes, Hypocreales, Hypocreaceae. The transcript has 3 exons. The coding region runs from base 553 to 2631 and encodes 692 amino acids. Gene Ontology annotation, cellular component: plasma membrane; growing cell tip; cell division site. The record is from RefSeq and is a predicted model, not a curated record.